Messenger RNA from Castor canadensis (American beaver), 1391 nucleotides. It is a transcript of the gene Sgpp1, whose product is annotated as sphingosine-1-phosphate phosphatase 1. Gene Ontology annotation, biological process: sphingosine metabolic process. NCBI's taxonomy places the organism in Eukaryota, Metazoa, Chordata, Mammalia, Rodentia, Castoridae. Gene Ontology annotation, cellular component: endoplasmic reticulum membrane. The record is from RefSeq and is a predicted model, not a curated record. Gene Ontology annotation, molecular function: sphingosine-1-phosphate phosphatase activity.
AGGACUCUCUCCAAGCCAGAGCGAGUGGAGCGAGGUGCCAGGCGCGCGGGGACGGUUCGGGGCUGCGCUGGGAGCGCUGGGUGGCGGGACCGGUUCGCCGUCCCGCGGGUCCCGUUAACAUGUCGCUGAGGCAGCACCUCGUCCAGCUGGCCUGCCGUCUGCAGGAGCCGCAGAAAGUGGCCCGUUUCCAGCGUCUGUGCGGAGUGGAAGCGCCGCCGAGCCGCUCAGCCGACCCGAGGGCGGAUGAGAAGGCGGAGCCGUCACCGCUUCUCUCCGGAGACCCCCGGCGGCGAGGUCGGCAGCCCGGAGCGACCGGAGGCCCCCAGCCGCCGGGAAACGACCGCCAUCCGUGCGGGGCCAAGGCGGUCGGCGGCGGCGCCCCCAACGGCGUGCAGAACGGGUUGGCGGCCGAGCCGGGCCCGGCCUCGGCGCGGCGCGCGGGCUCCCUGCGCCGCAACUCGCUGACGGGCGAGGAGGGCCAGCCGGCGCGCGUGAGCAACUGGCUGCUCUACUACCUGUUCUGCUUCGGCACGGAGCUGGGCAACGAGCUCUUCUACAUCCUCUUCUUCCCCUUCUGGAUCUGGAACCUGGACCUGCUGGUGGGCCGGAGGCUCGUCAUCAUCUGGGUGCUGGUCAUGUACCUGGGCCAGUGCACCAAGGACAUCAUCCGCUGGCCGCGGCCCGCCUCGCCGCCCGUGGUCAAGUUGGAGGUCUUCUAUAACUCCGAGUACAGCAUGCCCUCCACCCACGCCAUGUCCGGCACCGCCAUCCCCAUCGCCAUGGUCCUCCUCACCUAUGGCCGCUGGCAGUAUCCUCUCAUAUACGGACUGAUUCUCAUUCCCUGCUGGUGUUCUCUCGUUUGCCUGAGUAGAAUUUACAUGGGAAUGCACUCCAUUCUGGACAUUAUUGCUGGAUUCCUAUAUACCAUUUUAAUCUUAGCUAUCUUCUAUCCAUUUGUGGACCUGAUUGACAACUUCAACCAAACUCACAAAUGUGCGCCAUUGAUCAUCAUCGGGCUUCAUUUAGUUUUGGGGAUCUUUUCUUUUACUCUUGACACCUGGAGUACAUCCCGAGGAGACACAGCUGAAAUUCUCGGAAGUGGUGCUGGAAUCGCAUGUGGCUCUCAUAUGGCUUACAGCAUGGGUCUAAUAUUAGAUCCUUCUCUCGACUUACUACCUUUAGCGAUGCCCCCUGUCACUGUGACUCUGUUUGGAAAAGCCAUAUUGCGGAUCCUCAUAGGAAUGACAUUUGUUCUGAUAGUCAGAGAUAUAAUGAAAAAGAUCACCAUUCCUUUAGCCUGUAAAAUCUCCAAUGUACCAUGUGAUGACAUUCGAAAAGCAAGACAGCACAUGGAGGUUGAGCUCCCCUACCGGUAUAUCACCUACGGAAUG